Messenger RNA from Aspergillus ruber CBS 135680, 2403 nucleotides. Its product is annotated as dynamin-related GTPase DNM1. The transcript has 3 exons. Gene Ontology annotation, cellular component: cytoplasm; mitochondrion; microtubule. The coding region runs from base 1 to 2403 and encodes 800 amino acids. Gene Ontology annotation, molecular function: microtubule binding; GTP binding; GTPase activity. The record is from RefSeq and is a predicted model, not a curated record. Lineage: Eukaryota; Fungi; Ascomycota; Eurotiomycetes; Eurotiales; Aspergillaceae. Gene Ontology annotation, biological process: peroxisome fission; mitochondrial fission.
AUGGCUUCACUAGGAGAGGAUUUGCUUGUCACUGUCAACAAGCUGCAAGACCUGGUCUUCAAUACAAUUGGGAGUGACUCUUUGGAUUUACCACAGAUUGUCGUGGUAGGUUCACAGUCGUCGGGCAAAUCCUCUGUGAUCGAAAACAUCGUUGGUAGAGAUUUCCUACCGAGAGGUAGUGGCAUAGUCACUAGACGGCCAUUGAUUUUACAACUUAUAAACAUACCCAGUGAACGCCAUGACAGACCUGGUAGUGAUGAGGUUCACGUACCGCAUACAGCCGCUAGUGUAGCUGGUCAAAAUGAAUGGGCCGAGUUCCAUCAUCUUCCAGGUCGAAAGUUCGAUGACUUCGCUUCGGUCAAGAAAGAGAUCGAAGCCGAAACUGCGAGGAUCGCGGGAAGCAACAAAGGAAUCAACAGACAGCCCAUUAAUCUGAAGAUAUUCUCUCCUCACGUUCUCAAUUUGACCUUGGUUGACCUUCCUGGUCUGACAAAAGUGCCAAUUGGAGAUCAACCGUCUGAUAUUGAGAAACAAACCCGAACAUUGAUUCUGGAGUACAUCGCGAAACCAAACAGCAUCAUUCUCGCGGUCUCCCCGGCCAAUGUUGACCUUGUGAAUUCUGAAGCCUUGAAGCUUGCUCGUCAGGUGGAUCCAAUGGGCCGGAGGACAAUUGGCGUUCUGACGAAAUUGGAUUUGAUGGAUCACGGUACGAAUGCAAUGGAUAUUCUCUCCGGUCGUGUUUAUCCACUUAAACUCGGCUUUAUCGGUGUGGUCAACCGAUCCCAACAUGACAUCCAAGCGGGCAAGUCUCUAGCGGAUGCACUUCAAGGCGAAGCCGACUUCUUUCGGCACCACCCGGCUUAUCGAAAUAUGGCAAAUCGAUGCGGAACGCAUUUUUUGGCGAAAACAUUGAAUACCACCCUGAUGGCUCAUAUUCGUGAUCGAUUGCCGGACAUCAAAGCGCGCCUAAACACGCUCAUGGGCCAGACCCAACAGGAGCUUGCCAGUUAUGGUAAUAAGCAGUUCAGUGGGAAGGAACAUCGUGGGUCAUUGAUAUUACAGCUCAUGACCCGUUUUGCGUCUUCUUUCAUUUCUUCCAUUGACGGAACAUCAUCCGAAAUAUCAACGAAAGAGCUCUGUGGUGGUGCGCGCAUAUAUUAUAUAUUCAACUCUGUCUUUGGAAAUUCGCUCGAGACAGUCGAUCCCACACAUAACCUAACGCUUUCGGAUAUUAGAACUGCCAUCCGCAACUCGACUGGGCCGCGUCCUAGCCUCUUCGUCCCGGAACUUGCAUUUGAUCUGCUUGUCAAACCCCAAAUUAAAUUACUGGAGGCGCCUAGUCAAAGAUGUGUGGAACUUGUCUAUGAGGAACUCAUAAAAGUUUGCCAUACAUGUGGCUCCCAAGAACUCCUGCGGUUUCCGCGCCUCCAAGGAAAACUUAUCGAAGUUGUUUCUGAUCUUCUCCGUGAACGCCUAGGGCCUUGUUCGGGAUACGUUGAAUCGUUGAUUUCUAUCCAACGAGCUUACAUCAACACAAACCAUCCCAACUUCCUUGGCGCCACUGCUGCAAUGUCAUCCAUCAUUCAGAAUAAGCAGGAACAGGAGAGAAAAGCGGCCUUGGCAGAGGAUCGGAAAAGACGUGAAAGACGACGACACAAGGAGCUGGGUGGCGUCAACGGGGCUGUACCUCAAGAAGAUGAGGAGGAUCAGCUGUCCGAACAAAAAGCACAAAACAUCCCUGUUAGAAGCCAGUCAGCCAAAGGUAACCGAAGCAUGUCUCCCAAUUUCGGCAAGUCAGGAGAAAACGGAAUCGCAGCGGCGCUUAAUGGGGCGCAUUCGAGCCCUCAGGCAGCGUUUGGAGCUUCGAAUACGACGCGAGAUUCAUUCCUGAACUAUUUCUUUGGCAAAGACGGUGUGCAAAGCGCUUCCUCUUUGCCCCCAUCCUCUUCACACCAAAACAAGCAAGCAAACUACCCUAGCGAACCAAGUAUUAGCCAAAGUAUUCGCCGACCGGAGUUGCGCUCUCCCGUGAUGCCACCGGAAGAUCUUGCAGCUCCACCUGAGUACGGCAGUGAUAUGCUUCCAUUUCCCAAUGAGAACUCGGAGCCGAGCCUUACCGAUCGCGAGGUCUUAGAAACUGAGUUGAUCCGCCGAUUGAUCUCAUCGUAUUUCAACAUUGUCAGGGAAACGAUUGCUGACCAGGUCCCCAAAGCGAUUAUGCAUUUAUUGGUCAAUCACAGUAAAGAUGUCGUGCAAAAUAGGCUUGUCAGUGAACUAUACAGGGAGGAUUUGUUUGCGGACUUGCUUCACGAGGACGAUGGCAUUAAGGCAGAGAGAGAAAAGUGUGAGAGACUUCUGGAGACCUACAAGGAAGCAGCCAAAAUCGUGGGCGAGGUUCUCUAG